Messenger RNA from Melitaea cinxia (Glanville fritillary), 1623 nucleotides. RefSeq lists its product as uncharacterized. The record is from RefSeq and is a predicted model, not a curated record. Lineage: Eukaryota; Metazoa; Arthropoda; Insecta; Lepidoptera; Nymphalidae. The coding region runs from base 1 to 1623 and encodes 540 amino acids. The transcript is spliced from 5 exons.
AUGAUAAAUAUACUCUCCUAUAUUGGAAUGAGCCUGCAGUCCGAAGUAUGCCUGUGGACGGUUCUUGGGAUUUUGCGGACAAUUUUCGACGCUACGCUAUUUCAAGUGAACGCUAAUCUUAAACAGGUAUGGCACAUGAAAAUGCCAGAAGAAUUGUCCCUAUCCGUCCAACGAGUUCUAAGAACUACUAUUUCUGGCGUUAUGCUCGUGGAAUGUUUCACAUUAUACGUCUAUCUGGCGUCAUAUAUUGUUCUUCUAUAUCCAGUUUUUUUGGAGGAACGGUCUACUCUCGUGCUACCUUGGCUCCUUCUAGCCGCAGUAAGAAAUUUUCUUUGCCAGUUGACUAGCUUGGCGUUAGGUCUAGGAACAUGUGUUCUACUGGGACCGGCAAGGCCGCCUUGUGUUAAGUUCGUCAUAAUGAAACUCGUCUCAAUUAUGCCGGCGUUUUACAUGUGGAUGCUCAUAUUUAAUUACUACCAGUAUCUUAAAAUGGCACCCGCUUUCAAAACGUUUCCUGCGUUAUUACCACCAAAAGAUUUGGACUACGGAUUAGAACUUGCUGUACGUAGACGUCGAACUAAAUCGUUGCAAGGCGAAGAUCAAUUACGAAAGAAACUUAUUGCGAACUUUUAUGGAGAACCAGCAACGUCAAUUAAGAGGGUAGUCACACAAUCACUAACAAAAAUAAGCGAAAUAAGUAGAGAUCCUUCAAUCUCGACUAAUGACGCUUUAAAUGUUGGCUUAGAUACUCUGUAUCCCUUGUCCGUUAAUUCUAACAGAACAAUGUCGGAUAUAGGUACAUACGAAGACUGGUUUGGUAGCGAAGUUAUUGUACCGCGCGAUACCGACCGCAUACUUGAACAAUUUGUAUUAAUGUUGUUACGAAUAGGAGUAUUUAUGAAAAAAGAAUGUACUGAUCCAGUAAAAUUUCUAUCAAAUUCACAAGCGUUUUUGCCACAACAGAGCAAAAUUGAAUGUCCUGCUAUAUCUACCGAAGAAACAGAAACACCACCUCUUGUAGGCAAUAGUAAAGGUAAAACGGCAUCUUAUUUACGUGACUAUCCGCAAAUAUUUAUGAAAAAGCCUUCGGAUUUAUUUGGAUCGCUUCAUUCACCAGAAAUUAGAGCUCAGAAUAGUAGUAUUCACAACAAUACUGAGAGUCUUCCAUCUUCAGAAACAACUAAAGAAAUUUCGUUAGAUACCGUGAGCCUUGAACAAGAGAACAGAAACACAAUACAGUUUUCAGAUGCAAAGAACAGCAAAAUACACGUACAUUCUCAGAAUGACGCUGUAAAUUAUUUCCACAAAACUGAGAAUAUAAAACAAGUAGAAAAUAUUGAUAAUAGAGAACCGGAACCAAAUAAUUUGAAACAGCAAUCAGCGGAGAGUAUUGAAAGUAUCAUCAAUAGAAUGAAGGUGCGAGCUGCUCGUAAUGAAAUAUCUAUAAACGAUGACAAGGAAAAUAAUUUAAAUAUUGGGUUUGUUGAUCGUAUUAAAAACAACGACAGUGUUAAUCUUCCGAUAAAAUCAAGUAAACAAGCAGAAAAUAUCUUGUUGCUAAACAAAAAGUCUAAAGUAUCAAACAAAGAUUUUUCGGGUGAAAAAAAUAAUAAAAAAAAGUGA